This is a messenger RNA of Girardinichthys multiradiatus, 3484 nucleotides long. RefSeq names its product zinc finger protein 703-like. Lineage: Eukaryota; Metazoa; Chordata; Actinopteri; Cyprinodontiformes; Goodeidae. The record is from RefSeq and is a predicted model, not a curated record. Gene Ontology annotation, cellular component: nucleus. The transcript has 2 exons. Gene Ontology annotation, biological process: negative regulation of DNA-templated transcription. Bases 386 to 2146 code for a protein of 586 amino acids.
UCAUUCUUGAUGCGGACAGACAGCGGCUGCUGCGCUUCCAAGUGAGCCCGUCUCAACCAGAGAGCCGUAGAAGUCCGGGCUGAACGCAUGCACUGGACUAGUUCUUCUCCUAUCUUGGAUUUUAAAGUUUUUCACGACUCUAUAGAACGACUCUCUACAUGUUUUUGGACUUCUGUUUCUUUCAAGGAUCUGUAUUUAAAGUUGGAUACAUGAAGAUGCUUUAUACCAAGUAGCGCACCGGGGAAACGGGUGUCGUUUCUCUGUCCUCCGGGACAUUUUGGGACUCCUCCGCUGUCUUCCUGGCUGCUUGGAUUACAUUUACACAACAUCGCAUUUAGGGGGAACUAUUACGCAUCGCUCUCGAAAGCUCUGGCUUUGUCCCCCAAUGAAAUAUACCCCUUCAGGACUAGCUGCGGAUCGAGUUAGUGAGCGGAUCGAACUUAGCGAGAGCACCGAGUCUAAGAAGUCUCGCCCCGGCGCCGCGGUCUCACUGCUGACCCCUCUGGACCCUCUUCGGCAGGCGAAGCGGCUUCCUAUCCGACUGAUCAAGAUGUUGACAGCGCACACUGGACACUUGCUCCAUCCGGAAUAUUUGCAGCCUCUAACGUCCGCACCAGUGAGCAUCGAGCUGGAUGCUAAGAAGAGUCCACUGGCCUUGCUGGCUCAGACCUGCUCUCAGAUUGGUAAACCGGACCCUCCAUCCUCCUCCAAGCUUGGCUCCUCCUCCAGCACUGGGGACAAGGAGCCCAGCAGUCGGUCAUCGGCCUCCAGCCUGAAGCUAGGGGAGCGCCCUACUCCUGAGGACAAAUCCAGCUUUAAACCCUACAACAAAAGCAGUGUAGAAUGUCGCAGGGAUGGUGUUACCAACAGCUCCAGCAGUGAUAAAGCUGGAUUCAGGGUACCAAGCAGCAGUAGCUUAACUACUAAUGGGAAUUCAACCAGUGGCCAGCAGUCCUACCCAUCCCACACUUCUUCACCUGGCUCCAGAGGCAGCAGCACUCCACCAGGACAGGCUCAGCAGCAGUAUCAUAAACAGAGCCAGUCUCCUGGUAGACAGCCAGCUUCACAGUCCCAAACUCUUAGCGCUGAACCUGGACGCGAGCAGAGCAGUCCUACCAGCACUUCCAGUAAUAAUAAUAGUAAUCCAAAAAAAGACAGUGAUUUAAACAAGGCCAGCUCAGACAGUCCGCAGCACGCGAACUCCAGCCACGUUCGGGCAAGCACAAACUGCAGCAACAGCAGCUCUGAUGGGGGUUCCAACCACGACGGUGGAAGAGCCGAGACCACCCAGCCUAACCUCGGACCUGGACAUAUUACGCCCAUUUCUCCUUAUAAAAACAGCCAGCCACUCUUCCCCCUGCCCUCUUCUAAUAUGGGCUAUCACGGAUCGGUCAUGGGGGGUUACGCAGGCUACCCAUCCCAGUUCAUUCCAGGGUUGGACCCGUCCAAAUCGAGCCUCAGCAUGGGAGGAAAACACACGAGUUCCAGCCCUCUGACAGGUGCCUCCCCUCCCUCCUUCAUGCAGGGCCUUUGCAGGGACCCUUACUGUCUAAGCUACCCUGGUAUGUCUCAUCUCGGCAGUAGCAACUGCAAUUCCUGCAUCCAUGACCCUUCCUCCACACUAAAAUCAAGCUAUCCUAUGGUGUACCCCUCCCACCCUCUUCACUCCCUCCACCAAAGCUCCUUGUCAUCCAGUGUGUCCCCCUCCCUGUCUCAUCCUCUUUAUACAUAUGGCUUUAUGCUCUCCAAUGACCCCCUUCCCCAUGCCUGCAACUGGGUGUCAGCUGGAGGGCCGUGUGACAAGCGUUUCACCACCUCAGAUGAACUCCUGGCUCACCUUCGCACCCACACGGCUCUGCCUGUGGGGAUGGACAGUAAGCUGCUCUCCGUUUCCUCGUCUGGACCUGCAUCCUGCCACUUACACCUCCCACACCAAAGCAGCCCAGGCUCUCUUCCCAGCUCUCUUUCGCUCAGGGCUCCCCCCAGCCUGGGUUUAGCUCGCUAUCACCCAUACAGUAAGGUCCAUCUCCCCUCUGGGCCUUCCUCCAUCUCCCUGCACUCUCUGCCCACCACAGGCCCAUACUAUCCUCAUUACACUCUCUAUAGUCAGAGACUUGGAUCUGCAUCAGCUCUUGGAUACCAAUAGAACACCAUGUACUUACGUGUUUCUCUAAAUAGUUUGACAUUUUGGGAAUUAUUCAUGUUUGCUUUCUUGCAGAGAGCUUGGUGAGAAGUGUAAAACAGGUCCCAUGCACCUCUUAAAAAAUGAACCUAUGGCCAAUUAGCUUAGCUAUUCACACCAGUUGGAAAAGUUGUUACCAAAGCCAUCCUGGCUUCAUCUGCCACCAUUUCUAAAGCUCACAUUAAAUGUUGUGUGAUAGGACUCAACAUUAUAGCAGGAACCUUUAAUUUUCUCAUAACUUUGGCAAGCAGCUGUGAAGCAACUGACCGGCGCUCCAGCUAGCAUAUAAUCGAACUUGACUUGUAAAAUGGCUCAUUUCUGUUUAUUUUACCCAUUUCUUUCUGAUUAAAAAUGUAUUCCAUGUGUUUGGCAGUUCUAAGCUGUAUCUAAGGUGUGAAUUUGUUUCCUCUUUACAUAGUCAGGCUAGCUGUUUGCUUCUGUUUGAGCUAAGCUAACUGGUUGCAGCUUUGUAAUUGGCAGGAAAACAACACCUUGCUCUGACAGAAAGUUAACAAUUACAUUCCCCAAAAUGUUUUACUGUUACUUUAAGAUUCAUUGUGGCAACUUGCUGCUUCUGAAUUCAGAAAAAAAACAUGGAGACAUUGUUUUAUACUUAGAAGCAUCUUCACUCUUUGUUUAAAGUUUUUUUUUUUACAAGAUUUCUUAAAAAGCUCCCCCUAAAUUCAGAGGGCACGUAGACCUUCUGUUUUUGCACAUUGCAAGAGACUUGACUGCCCUGAGGUUAUCUACCGCCCUGUGCUAUUUUGAAAAUUGAUGGUUGUGCAUAAAAGCUCUUAACCAUUGAGCAUUUUCUCAGCAAACGGUCAUGGUUAAGUAAAGAAAAAAGCUACUUUGAGAGGGAUGGCUGUUGGCUGCGGCCUCUGACCUCAGUUGCCUUCUCCCUGCAGGAGAUGCAUGAGAGCUUGAAACAGCAUAACCAUUUAACUGGCCCAAUGUCUGUGAUGAUUUGCUUUGGUUCUUCCUGCUUCCUCCUGCUGAUGUGUAUUUAUUUCCAACAGGAUCCCUGGCUUUAAAACUUUCUAUAUAUUCUCCUUUUACCUUUUUUAAUGUGAGCUGACAUUUUGGAAACCAGGACAGGUGUUAAAACUGUGUCUUAACACUUUUUAUUGAAUGAAUGUUAAAAUCACAUCUUAUUCUCAGCUUUUUGAUUGUUUUUUUCUUUCCACAGCAAAAUGAAUAAAACUGAGAUGUGAUAUUUUUUUGUAAUAUUGAAACCCCCUGUGGGGUGAUGCAGUGAGAUGGAAGCUCAUAUUUUGGUAAAUAAAUCACACUGAAGUCGUG